Messenger RNA from Mytilus californianus (California mussel), 1983 nucleotides. RefSeq names its product heat shock 70 kDa protein 12B-like. The coding region runs from base 123 to 1871 and encodes 582 amino acids. The transcript is spliced from 5 exons. Lineage: Eukaryota; Metazoa; Mollusca; Bivalvia; Mytilida; Mytilidae. The record is from RefSeq and is a predicted model, not a curated record.
UAUGGUUUUCAUUUCUUUGAUUGAAAGAAGGGAUAAAAUAAUAUGGAGGCAGUCUCAAACCAUGGUAGAAGAAAACAGAUGACAGCUUGACCAUGGCGAAAAAAUUAUAGCAAACUAUCAACAUGGCUUGUGCCGAGGAGGAGAAAACUCCUAUGUUAGUGGUAGCCUUUGACUUUGGUACUACAUUUUCUGGUUAUGCGUUUGCUACAAGAAGUGACUACAAAAAUAACCCAUUAUCUAUAUCAACUCAUACCUGGGCUACAGGAUCUCAAACUGGAAUGUCUUUAAAAACCCCAACCUGCAUUUUAUUUGAUUCUGCUGAAAACUUUGUCGCCUUUGGAAAAGAUGCUGAGGACAAAUAUACUGAACUUGCCCAAGAAGAUAAACAUAAAGGAUGGCACUACUUUCGGAGAUUCAAAAUGGAUUUGUAUAAAACCGGGCCGCAGGAAAUGCCACGGGAUCUUAGAAUUAAAGACGACCAAGGAAAACCUAUGUCAGCCAUGAAAGUGUUUGCAGAAAGUAUAAAGUUUCUUAAACAUCAUAUGAUGGAUGAACUGGCCAAGAAAGAUCUGCAAAUAGCAUUUCAACCAGAUGAGAUCCAAUGGGUGUUGACAGUUCCAGCUAUUUGGAGUGAUGCGGCUAAACAGUUCAUGCGAGAGUCUGCUGUGCAGGGUGGUAUACGCAACAGACAAUUGAUUUUAGCAUUGGAACCUGAAGCUGCUUCAGUAUACUGUAAAUAUAUUCCUAACGAACUUACGGUAACAAAUGGACAAUCUACAAUAGAUGCACUGUCACCAGGAUCAAAAUACCUUAUUUUAGAUGCAGGAGGUGGAACCAUAGAUAUAACAGUACAAGAGGUUCAGUGGGAUGAGUCCAUUAAACAGCUGUAUAUGGCCAAUGGUGGCGACUGGGGUGGUACAAAAGUCGACCUGGCCUUCGAAAAGUUUUUGGAAGAAUUUGCAGGAAAGCCAGCGUUGCAAAAAUUUCGAGAAGAGGAUAAAGGUGGUCACUUAGAUUUACAACGUGAAUUUGAGAUAAAGAAAAGAACCAUUAAAUCCGACCAGAAAGGUAAACUCACUAUACGAGUGCCUGUGUCCCUAAAAGACGCCCACAUGAAGGUGUCGGGGAGGGAACUUCAAAGUACCAAUUUAGCAAAACUAGAGAGAGACAAACUGCGUCUGGCAUCCAACACUGCUACAGACCUGUUUGCAGAACCAUGUGCCUACAUUGUGUCACAUCUUCAGAAGAUUUUUGAUGACCCAAAAGUAAAGGGGACCGACAUCGUUCUGAUGGUCGGUGGAUUUUCUGAAUCACUUGUUCUACAAGAUGCAGUCAAGAAAGCAUUUCCAUCCAAAACCGUUAUCAUUCCACCAGAGGCAGGUCUAGCAGUACUUAAAGGAGCAGUCCAGUUUGGGUUUGAACCGAAGGUUAUCUCAACCAGGGUGUGUAAAGUAACAUACGGCAUAGCAACUAACAGUCAUUUUGAUGAAGGGGUUGACCCGGAAGAUAAAAAAUUCACUGAUGAUGAUGGUGAUGUUUUGUGCAGAGGUCGAUUUAGUAAGCACGUAGAAAUCGGACAAUCUGUAAGAAUAGAUGAGGAGAUUGAAGAACAAAUCUAUUCACCUGUUGCUUCUGAUCAGAAAUCCAUGGGUAUUGAUGUUUGGACUUCAACAAACAAAAGUCCGAGAUACACAGACGAAAGGGGUUGUAGUCCUCACGGAAAAAUUUCUGUCGUACUUCCUGAUCACAAACUAGGCGUUAGUCGGGAUGUUGGUGUUAAAAUGAUUUUUGGCAAGACGGAACUGGAAGUAAGAGCCAUUGUUAAGCAUACGGGAAAAAGCAUUGCUGCCAAAUUUGACUUCCUACGCUAAUUCAUUAAACAAUUCAAACUUUGGUGUAAUAAUGCCACAAAACUGUGUUGUUGUUUUUUCUUUGUUUUCAUGUGUUAUCAUUGAAUGAAAUAUUAAAUAAUCAAGAUAUAAA